This is a messenger RNA of Linepithema humile (Argentine ant), 1286 nucleotides long. RefSeq lists its product as uncharacterized. The record is from RefSeq and is a predicted model, not a curated record. Lineage: Eukaryota; Metazoa; Arthropoda; Insecta; Hymenoptera; Formicidae.
CAAAAGUGAUUUGCCUCAUUAUCCAUCCUGUGGGCGGUGAAUUCGGAGCAUGUAUUAGAGGAUCUAGUGAGAGUAGCAGUAUUAUAAGCAGACACGUAUCGUAACGAGAUAGGCAAUCGAUUACGGCAAGAUGUUAUCGUUGAUAAAUAUUACCGUCAUCCCGUUCCUGCUAGGGGCUUUAAUGUCCGUCGAAGACGUGGAAGAAUGGAAUUUCGGUCCAGUAUACGUAUUCCAAUUGAACAAACUCACUAAGAUAUACGUGGAUCCAAAGCUAGGAAUUUAUUUAACCGAAAAUGUAACUGCUAUGGUGUGGUGUCGUCCAAAAUUAUCGCUCCAAAGUAUCCAAGAUAUUCUGUUCUGUCAUGCGAAGACGAUCACCGGCCGUCCAAUUCUCUCGCGGCAGAUACAUAAUUGGAAAAAUAAUGUCAAUCUCUUGUUGGAAACAUCUAUUGAUAUAAAUGGCAGUAAGUCCAUCAAUUUUCAUGAAGGAUCAACAAAUAUACCAGACCAUAUAUUUAAAAUAGAGUUUGGCAGGCAAGGUGUGCAGAAUUUUAAAGUGAAAGAAAUAAAAAAGGAACUACAUUAUUAUGACAUCAUCACAAAUAUCAUCGAUCAAUUCAAUAUUGGCAGUGAUUGGAGUAUCGUAGAAAGAGACAGCAUGCCAACUCAUAAAAUUGAAUCAUAUGUAAUCAGCACUUUCAUGCCAUAUGAGGAAGACACGGUGAGAGCUUCUAAAUGCAGCACGUCAGGAGUGAUUAUGUAUCCAAUCGAUACAUCAUAUCAAUAUAAUAAAAGCGAAAAAUUUUUUCAACUUAGACUGUUACCAAUAUCUUACAUAGAACCCACCAGUAAAAAUUUGUGGAUGGAGAGAAAUAGAAUGGCAUGCACUCAGCAACCGCAAUAUAUCAUGCUUUCUAACGAGGAAUGGCAGAUUGACAAUAUGUUCCAGUAUUCUAACAUACUAAAUAUCCAUGACAAAAACCGAAAGUUCACAAGUCAUACUCAUUUAGAGGGGAAUGUUUAUUUUCCAAUAAGCACAAACUCAGUACAUAAAUUUGAGGAAGAUGUGUACUUCCAUCUACUCCGUAUCGAAGCUGCACGAGAAGAGCUUAAUACAGUUGAAUAUGAUUAAGACCGUUAUGAAAUUGAAGAAACCGACAAAAACAUAAUUAUACUGAAACACAAGAUUUUAAAAUCUGAGAGGGUUUAUAAGCAAACCAGAAUUUGACAUUAUAUAGCUGUACAGAAGCUUGAAUAAAUAAAAUUGUAAAAACAUGCUAAGGAUA